This is a messenger RNA of Aspergillus caelatus, 2790 nucleotides long. RefSeq names its product Zn(II)2Cys6 transcription factor domain-containing protein. Gene Ontology annotation, biological process: regulation of DNA-templated transcription. Lineage: Eukaryota; Fungi; Ascomycota; Eurotiomycetes; Eurotiales; Aspergillaceae. Gene Ontology annotation, molecular function: zinc ion binding; DNA-binding transcription factor activity, RNA polymerase II-specific. The transcript has 2 exons. Bases 523 to 2493 code for a protein of 656 amino acids. The record is from RefSeq and is a predicted model, not a curated record.
CUUCAAUCUCUUGUUCCAAAUAUACCCCCCUCCCGUGAGCUUCCUUUCCUCUCCUCAGCGUCCGCUCUCUCCCAUUUCCCUCCCCAACAUCUUCUCUCUCUCCUUCCUCCCCCCUCCUCUUUCUUCCGCAUCUCGGUGUACGCGCGUAUCCUGCCCUGGUCAUUACUCUUUUUCUCUUUCUUUCUCUUCGUGUAUUUUUUCUCGACCUUUUUCCCCUCGAACCCCAGAUUCGUUGGGGUACCUCUUAUUGUCAUUACCUAACUUGAACGGGCACGAGUGGCUAAACCUCAACCCGCAGCCUUCAGUGCUUCCGCCAUCGGCUGCACUUCUUUCGUCCACGUUCUUGUUACUCAAUCGCCCUGGAAUCGCUUAAUAAUUUCCCCUUUGCGCUUCUGACGCCAUCUUCCACGAGUCAUUGCCGCCGUCGUUUUCUUUCUUUUUUCUUUUUUUCCCUUAUUGUAUUUAUUCAAUCCCGCUUCGUGACUUGUGCGCCUCCCCGGCUCACUUUCUCUUCCGCACGCCAUGGAGUCCAGGACAGCGACGGCAGAGCCGUCCAGCAAGCGACCUCGAUCGCCGUCCGGCGAUUUCCCUCCCAUCGCUUCCAAAGUUCCCAAAACCCAUUCGAACCACCUGCAGAUCAACUACCUGGCGCGUCAGUAUCCGGAUAAUCUCCCUCUGGUCUCCAUCGAUGAUACGAUGCCCGCGAUCAUACACCUGAUCGGUGAAUAUGAUGGUGUCCUACAUCGUCACGAAAGUAUUGCCGGAAAUUUGGGCGCAUGCCCUUUGGGGCCCAUCCUGAUCAAGCGCUUUGAGCGCCUUUUCGAUGGCCCUCCCCGCGUGCUCAAAUCGCACGGCAAAGACUCCCCCAACAUUACCUGGCUGGACGUGGUGGAGUUCGCCAAGAGCAAGCCAGAGCAGUUCAAUCUGGAGAAGACCCGCAAUGGUGUGCGAGUCUGUCAAUUCUACACCAAGCAGUGUCGGGUGGAAAUCAGCGAAGAAGACUUCGUGCUGAUCGCAUCGGGAAUGCCGCAGAAAAUGAUCCCUCCGCAGCCGAUUAUUGAGGAUGAGGAGAAGGAGUUGGGCGCGUUGGAGAUUUUGGAGAAGAACCUCCAACAAAUUAUCCAGGUCGCGGACCAAGUGUCCGCGCGAGCGAGACAACUCAAUCAUCGUCUCAAAAACCGAAGAACAGCGAUUGUCACCCGUCGAGAGAAUGAUCUAUCUCUUCAUUCGCAGUCGCAAUCACAAUCGCAAUCGCAAUCGCAAUCGCAACAGCCACAACAGCAACAGCAGCAGCAACAGCAACAACAACAUCGCUCUAUCAGCCCCGUCUGGCGCGACGCCAAUGGAAGUCAACAUCCGCUGAACGGCAGCAGCCACUCGAACACCCAGUCUCCCUCCACCGGCUUCGUUGCGGUCAACACCGGCCGGCUCGGUGGGGAACCCACGACUGAAGACAAUGCGCUGUCACAACAGUUUAUGUUCUCGCACUCCAACACAGAUAAUGUCACCAUUAUCAAUGGGACCUCCAUCAAAGGCGCAUCUCCGACAACGCGCGCGGAGUUGAUGAAGAAGUUCUUCACUACCCAAGACCGACAAUCUCGCAGCUAUGAAGAAGGGACUGGGUCCCAGAACCGCCAGUCAUCCCGGCCACGGCCGCGGGCGUCGGAUGCGACAGAGUACAAUAUGUACACCCCCGCCCCAGCCACAGUUGCCAUCCCCAACACUCCGUCAUCGCUACUCCCUCCGCCCAAGUCCCACCACCAUGAGAAGGACGACGGCGGCCCGUUCAAGAUGGAGAUGGUUGCCCGCAUGGAGGAGCUGCAACGCGGUGAACGCAUACUGCCCCCAUGUGACCGGUGUCGUCGCCUCCACAUGGAUUGCUUGAAGAACCUUACAGCAUGCAUGGGCUGCACGAAGAAGCAUGCCAAGUGUUCUUGGAAGGAUGUCAAAGCGGAGGAGCUCCAGGAGCCACGUGAGCCCCGUGAGCCACGCCCCGAUCCAAUGACACGGGAGCGACCAGAGAGUUUGACCCCGAAAGAGUCCUUACCGACGACCACAGCACCGGCCCCGAUGGCCCCAUCUAUAUCUUCCGCUCCCACGCCCCCUUUGGCUGUAGUGGUGCCCGAAAUCGAUCGUCACCGAGAGAUCGAGUAUAACGUGCGCAGGGAAUCCGCUCCGACAGCGGGUCCCAUACCCGGGACUCCACUCGGGAAGGAGCCGUCGCCCCGCCGGGCGAUGAGUGAGAUCCGAGGGGGCUCCUUAAGUCAUGACAGGCAUAUCGGCAUCAAUCGCAACACCAACCCAGCCGCCGAGGAUGAUGACCCAGAUGCCAAUCAACGGCUAAUGCAAGCGAUCCUCGACACGGUUGACCACCACGCGCGGGCCGCAGCCGCCGCGAAAGAGGGUGGACAACCGAUGACUGAGCGUGAACGCGAGCACGAGCAAGAACGAGACCGAGACCGAGACCGAGACCGGAAACUGGUGAAAGCUUAGUUUCCUCUUUCCCUUUUCUCCCUGUUUUAGCCUUGCAUUUUUGUGGGAAAUUCAUGUCAUGUAGCAUGGGUUGUGGGGUUUAUGAGGGUGUUAUCUAUUGUGUGCAUGAUUUGUACUGCUUGAGCGUUAUAGCGGAUAUCCCAGUAGUUUUAGUUCCUCUCUCGUUGGGCAUAUUGCAUAUAUGAACAGAUUGGCAUGAUUCUUUGGACAACACAGCAUUUACUAUAUAAUAUAUCAGAGCUCUGGCGGGGUUUGCACGAGCUAUACAUCCCUUCCAAGGCUUCAUUCUGUCACUCA